CAACAUAAUGUUUGUGGUCAUGAAAUGAAAAGUGGCAACAUUAUAAAAAAUAAGAAACCGCCGCUCGAGGAAAAAUGGUGGCUUUGUAUCAGUGAAAAUAAAUAAAUUGUUGUUUUCUUGGAAAAUUGUAUCAAUAUGGCUCGCAACAAAUCUCCCUCGGCUACAUCGGAUAAAGAUAAAAAGAAAUUGAAGGAGAAGGAAAAGGAUAAAAAGAAGAAGGACGCUUCAGGCUCGAGCAGCAGCAGCAGUGGCAGUUCAUCGGACAGUAGUUCUUCGCGGUCGUCGUCACGCUCGUCGUCCAGCAGCUCGGGCAGCUCCUCGCGCUCCUCCUCCUCCUCCAGCUCCUCCUCGAGCAGCACCAGCAACGACGAACGCUCCAGGGCCAAGAAGAAAACUUCUCCUCGAAAAAGUCCAGCCAAGGAUAGACGCGAGCCAGAAAGAGAAAAGGCAAGGGAUAGGUCUCCCAUAAGUGAUAAGAAGAAGCCAUCAGCACCCGCAUCAAAUGAUAAGGCUCGAAGCAAGGACAGACAUGACAGAUCUCCUGGGCGCAAGAAGCGUGAAAGAUCUCCGCCACCUCGUCCAACCAGGAUCCACAUAGGUCGGCUGACCCUCAACGUGACUAAGGACCACGUACAGGAGAUCUUCUCCACUUAUGGAACAGUGAAGAAUGUGGAGUUCCCGCCAGAGCGGCUGCACCCACACAAUGGGCGGGGGUAUGCCUAUGUGGAGUUUGCAAACCCAGACGAAGCUGAAAAUGCUAUGAAGCAUAUGGAUGGAGGUCAGAUCGACGGGCAGGAGAUCACGGCGGCGCCGGUGCUGAUCCCGUCGCGGCCGCGGCGCCCCUCCCCGCGCCCGCUGCCGCGCCACCCCCCGCCGAGACGACACUCGCCGCCCAGGUACCGCCGGCGCAGCCCGCCGCGGCGCCGCUCGCCGCCGCCGCCGCGCCGCCGCCGCUCCCGCUCCCGCUCCCCGCGCCCCGCCCCGCGCCGCCGCCGCUCCAGAUCCAAAAAUCCUGUUCCCCCUAAGAAAAUAAUAAAAGUUGAAAAGGAAUAAGCUUAAAAGCAGAAA
Messenger RNA from Plutella xylostella (diamondback moth), 1068 nucleotides. Its product is annotated as RNA-binding protein S1. Gene Ontology annotation, biological process: mRNA splicing, via spliceosome. Gene Ontology annotation, cellular component: cytoplasm; ASAP complex; nucleoplasm. The record is from RefSeq and is a predicted model, not a curated record. Gene Ontology annotation, molecular function: RNA binding. Lineage: Eukaryota; Metazoa; Arthropoda; Insecta; Lepidoptera; Plutellidae.